This is a messenger RNA of Syzygium oleosum, 570 nucleotides long. Its product is annotated as cysteine-rich receptor-like protein kinase 10. The coding region runs from base 1 to 570 and encodes 189 amino acids. The record is from RefSeq and is a predicted model, not a curated record. Gene Ontology annotation, biological process: protein phosphorylation. NCBI's taxonomy places the organism in Eukaryota, Viridiplantae, Streptophyta, Magnoliopsida, Myrtales, Myrtaceae. Gene Ontology annotation, molecular function: ATP binding; protein kinase activity. The transcript has 3 exons.
AUGGUUGGGGUGGCGCGCGGUCUUCUUUAUCUUCAUGAAGAUUCUCGGCUCCGAAUUAUCCAUCGCGAUCUCAAAGCUAGCAACAUUCUACUUGAUGAUGAUAUGAACCCAAAAAUCUCAGACUUUGGUAUGGCUAGGAUUUUUGGUACUCAGCAAACUCAAGGAAGAACAAACAGAAUCGUUGGAACUUUUGGCUACAUGUCUCCUGAAUAUGUCAUGUAUGGACAAUUCUCAGUAAAAUCCGACGUGUUUAGCUUUGGUGUGCUGAUGCUAGAGAUCAUAACUGGCAAGAAGAAUCGGUAUUCUUAUGUAUCAGAUCACUAUGCGGGCCUUCUAGACUAUAAUGACAAUGAAGCCCGACCUACUAUGGAUACAGUUGUUCUUAUGCUUAGUAGUGCCGAUUCCGUUAGCCUCCCAGUGCCCGAGCAACCUGGAUUCAUCCCAAGUGUGACGCACAAACAACCAUCUCAAGAUCAAAACUCAGAUCGAUCCAGCGAGAUGCUAAAUAGCUGCAAGACAAUGCCGCAAUGUCCAGUGAUCAGCGGCUGUCUUACCGAUGUGUCUCUUUGA